Molecule: messenger RNA, 1108 nt
Organism: Condylostylus longicornis
Lineage: Eukaryota; Metazoa; Arthropoda; Insecta; Diptera; Dolichopodidae
Gene: mdlc
Product: E3 ubiquitin-protein ligase RNF113A
Exons: 3
Coding region: 85-1044 (319 amino acids)
Biological process (GO): snoRNA splicing
Cellular component (GO): U2-type spliceosomal complex
Molecular function (GO): metal ion binding
Source: RefSeq, a predicted model, not a curated record
UAUGAAUUUGUUUAUAUUUUUGGAAAGCUGAAUUCGCAGCACAAUAUAAGCAAUUCUUUGAAUAAAAGAAUAUUGAGGAACAAAAUGGCAGAAUCUCUUUUUUCCUUUAAAAAGGCUGUUAAUAAAUCUAAAUUUACUCGAAAAAGAAAGGAAUCCUCAGACUCAGGUUCCGAGAGCGAUAAAAAGUUAGUUGUUGUGAGAACGGAUAAAAAAAAGAAAAAACUAAAUCCAAAUAUUCAAAGUACCAGUUUUCGAAGGGAAAGAAAAAGGCAAAAAAGUUCAUCUAAUUCUUCAUCGUCUGAGGAAGAAAGUUCUGUUGCUGUGAGUUAUAAAUCUAACAAAAGUUUACAGCCUCUCGGUCCUAGUGACCAAGGUGCAACUGCUAUAAAUGAAGUUGAGACAGAGUUAGAUCGUGACGCACAGGCAAUAUAUCAGAAAAGUAUUGAAAUAAAUAAAGAAUUAGAGGGUAAGCCGGACGAUAAAAUUUAUCGUGGUUUAAAUAAUUACACGCAGUUUUAUAAAAAGAAGGACACUGCGGCAGGAAAUGCCAGUUCAGGCAUGGUGAGAAAGGGUCCUAUUCGUGCGCCUGCUCAUUUGCGUGCAACAGUACGAUGGGAUUAUCAACCAGAUAUUUGUAAGGAUUAUAAAGAAACCGGAUUUUGUGGAUUUGGAGAUAGUUGUAAAUUCCUACAUGAUAGAAGUGAUUAUAAAGCAGGAUGGCAAUUAGAAUUAGAUUAUGCGAAAGAACAGAAAGGAGAAUGUGAAUCAGAUGGUGAUGAUAGUAAAUACGAGAUUCAUUCCGAUGAGGAUUCUUUGCCAUUUAAAUGCUUUAUUUGCCGUGAAAGCUUUGUCGAUCCUGUGGUAACCAAAUGCAAACAUUAUUUUUGCGAAAAAUGUGCAUUGGAGCAUUUUAAAAAAUCCUCAAGGUGUUACAUAUGCUCCACCCAAACAAAUGGUGUUUUUAAUCCUGCAAAAGAAUUAAUAAACAGAUUGAAUUAUGUGCAAUCAGAUAAGAAUGAGAAUUGUACAUCAGACAGUGAAUAAAACUACUAUUUUAUUAUGUUGACAGUUUGUAUUGUAAAAUUUAAUAAAAAUUUUAAACUGAAAA